Messenger RNA from Cercospora beticola, 1156 nucleotides. RefSeq lists its product as uncharacterized. NCBI's taxonomy places the organism in Eukaryota, Fungi, Ascomycota, Dothideomycetes, Mycosphaerellales, Mycosphaerellaceae. The record is from RefSeq and is a predicted model, not a curated record.
UCGCACGGCGGAGAGAUGUCGUCUCGACCGAGUGGAAGCCGGCGGGCCCUUGUGCGAUGCGGUGCGACGCAAGUGAGCGGUGCGGCGGAAGCGAGGUCGCCGUCGACGCGUGAAGUGCAGCAGUGUCGCGCACACAAACACGCAAGCCAGCCACCGUUUCCACCGUCCAGCCACUUUUAUUUCGCACAUCACAUAGCAGCCUUUUCUCUCUCUCCUACCAACCACAAACCGUCGGCCAUCGUCAACGUCUACCAUCACCGCCACUCUAUCGCUUUCCAGCAUUACCGUCGCUUCAGAUACCCAAGACCAGUCAUCAACAUGCGUUACUCCAUCGUCGCCAGCGCCUUUGGCCUCUUCUCCGUCGCCGUCGCAGAGGCCACUGUGACCAUCACUCAGGUCUCCACCGUCUUCCCGUCCAACUGCGAGGCCAGCCCAACCGGCGCUACCAACCCACCAGGCUACGGCGAGUCGACUACCGUGACCGUUGAGAGCACCAGCGUUGUUCAGUCGACGGCCACAGUCCAGACUUCUGGCUCCACCGAGGUCUCACCAGCUGGCACCUCCGGCACCGGUGUCCCAACUGCUCCAGGUCCAGUCACUUCUGAGACCGCCUCGACCACUGAGGGAGCCCCAGCCCCGUCCACCACUCCUGGCUCUACCGAGUCUGGUCCCGAGUCCACCACCUUGGCCACCUCCGCCAGCGAGUCCGCUUCCAACACCGGCUCCCAGAGCAGCACCGCUCCAUCAGCUGCUGCGUCCACCAAUGCUCCACCUGCUGCCACUGGUGCAGCCGACAUGAAGAAGCCAAGUGUGGUCGGCCUCGCCGCCAUCAUGGCAGCUUUGGUCUACCUCUAAACAACCAGCCACCACGACGAAAGUUGUUGUUGUCGCACAAUCACAUCUUCACACUGAUUGAUUGAGAUUACAACAACGCUUUCAACGUUCUUCACGACUCGAUGCUUCUUCACACGAUUUGCAUGAAACACAAACACACUCAGCGUUGGUGCUCAAGGCGUAACAAAGGAAUGGGGAAAAAUGGACUGAUGGUGUACCCCAUUACGUGCAUGCUUAAUUCAUGGGGCAUUGAUGAGCGAUGAUUUAUGUCAUGAUGGAGCCCGGCGUGGCCCAACAGAAGUGUAAUUCUAGCUACCAGUGC